AUGGCGGCGCUCUUCUCUCCGCCCGACGGGGACCACCCCGCGCCGCACCCAGUCUUCCUCGUCGACGCCUUUGGCCGGCUCUCCCCCGCCGCAGGGCUCUCCCCUGUCACGGUUUACGAGCCGGGCGGGCUGGCGGGUCCCACCGAGGGCGCGGGCCCGCUGCAAACGGGAGCGGACGACCUCGUGUACGUCAUGUACACGUCGGGAACGACGGGGAAGCCCAAGGGCGUCAUGGUGGAGCACGGGCCUCUGCUCAUGCGCACCGCCUGGUUCCAGUCCACCUACCGGAUCGGAGUCGGCGACCAGGUCCCGUUCAAGACGCAGUUCAUCUUUGGCGUCUCCGAGUGGGAGCUCUGGUGGACCCUCGCGACGGGGGCGACCCUCGCCAUCACGCCGCCGCCCGUCGUGCGCUCGCCCUCCCUCUUCGCAGACGCCCUCGUCUCCACCGGCAUGCUCGCCCCCCUCCGCUCAUCCCGUCUCAGCGCUGGCAUGCGCCCCUCCGUUCGCCUCGGCCGCCGCCUCAAACUGCGCUCGGUUGUCUGCUGCGGCGAGGCGCUGUCCGCGGCCACUGUGGGCCGCUUCCACGAGGCGCUGCGCGGGAAGGCGACGAUCGACAACGUGUACGGCCCGACCGAGGGGUCGAUGACGCACUACCGCUGCCCGCACGGGGUGGCGUCGGAGCCGCUCAUCGGAAGGCCCAUCUCAAACACCGUCGUCCUCGUCAUGGACGCGGAGCUGCGGCCGGCGCCGCUCGGCGUGCCGGGCGAGGUUGUGUUUGGCUGCUGCGUCGCUCGCGGUUACCUCAGGCGGGACGACCUCACUUCGGCGAGGUUUGUCGCCAACCCGCUCUGGUCCGAGGCGGAGGCGCGCAAGCAGCCCCUCUACCCGUGCCUUCAGUCCGAUGGCGCGGUGCCUCCCUGCCCGCUCCUGUACCGAACGGGCGACCUCGCCGUGAGGAGCGGGGGCGGCGACCUUCGCUUCCUCGGUCGGAUGGACCGGCAGGUGAAGGUGCGCGGCCACCGCAUCGAGCUGGAGGCGGUCGAGGCCGUGCUGCGCGACUAUCGCGACGAAGCCACCGCGGCGCCGCUCUCGCAGCUGGCGGUCGUGGCGAGCGGCGACGAGCUCCUCGCGUUUGUGCGACUCCCUCCGGGCGAUGCUCCCCCGGCCGGCGUGCUGUCCUUUUGCGAGGCGAGGCUACCUCGCUACAUGGUGCCGUCGCGCCUUAUCGCGCUUCCAGCCUUCCCCGCGCUGCCAAACGGCAAGACCGAC
This is a messenger RNA of Emiliania huxleyi CCMP1516, 1269 nucleotides long. RefSeq lists its product as hypothetical. The transcript has 3 exons. The annotation marks the transcript as partial. The record is from RefSeq and is a predicted model, not a curated record. Gene Ontology annotation, molecular function: phosphopantetheine binding. Gene Ontology annotation, cellular component: cytoplasm. Gene Ontology annotation, biological process: secondary metabolite biosynthetic process; amino acid activation for nonribosomal peptide biosynthetic process. NCBI's taxonomy places the organism in Eukaryota, Haptophyta, Isochrysidales, Noelaerhabdaceae.